Messenger RNA from Xiphophorus couchianus (Monterrey platyfish), 2676 nucleotides. RefSeq names its product secernin 2 (gene scrn2). The record is from RefSeq and is a predicted model, not a curated record. Gene Ontology annotation, molecular function: dipeptidase activity; cysteine-type exopeptidase activity. Gene Ontology annotation, biological process: proteolysis. Bases 2 to 1261 code for a protein of 419 amino acids. Lineage: Eukaryota; Metazoa; Chordata; Actinopteri; Cyprinodontiformes; Poeciliidae. The transcript has 7 exons.
GAUGGCACAGGCUCCCAUGUCAUGUGACUGUUUUGUUUCGUUACCCCCCGGUUCUCGCGAUGACCACGUGAUUUUUGGGAAGAACUCAGACCGUCCCCGAGAUGAGGUGCAGGAGGUGGUCUACCACCCUGCAGCGUCUCAUCCUCCAGGAUCCACGCUGGAGUGCACGUACAUCCAGAUUCCUCAAGUGGAGAGGACCUAUGCCGUCGUCCUCAGUAAACCAGCCUGGCUGUGGGGCGCCGAAAUGGGAGCUAAUGACCAAGGAGUGUGCAUUGGGAAUGAGGCAGUCUGGACCCGAGAGGCUGUGGUCCCUGGAGAAGCUUUGCUGGGCAUGGUCCUUGUCCGGCUCGGGCUGGAACGUGGUGACAGUGCCUGGGCAGCACUGACAGCCAUCACUGGCCUCUUGGAGCAGCAUGGCCAGGGCGGGCAGUGCAAGGAGGAACCAGAACCCUUUAGCUACCACAACACCUUCCUCCUGGUGGACCGCAGUGAAGCCUGGGUACUCGAAACCGCUGGGAGACUCUGGGUGGCACAGAAAGUCUCAGAGGGCGUAAAGAACAUUUCCAAUCAAUUAACCAUCCACACCGAGAUCUCAGCAGAGCAUCCAGAGCUACGAAGCGUGGCCAAGAACCAGGGGUGGUGGGAUGGCCAGGGAGAGUUCAACUUCUCUCAGGUGUUUAGUCCUGAAAACCCUCCAGCCAGGAUGGAGCUGGCCAAGAAGCGCUACAAGGGAGGCACAGAACUGCUUCAACAGCACGAUGGCUCAGUGACAGCGGAGGUCAUGAUGACCAUUCUGAGGGAUAAACCCAGUGGCAUCUGCAUGGACUCUGGAGGAUUUUGCACCACAGGGAGCAUGGUGUCUGUCCUGCCCAGAGACACUAGCCUUCCCUGCAUUCACUUCUUCACUGCCACCCCAGACCCAUCCAGGUCUAUAUUCAAGCCUUUUAUAUUCUCUGACUGUCUGACCCCGGUCCUGAGGGUGGUCUCUCCGCAGUUCGGACCAAGCGACCCCGUCAGGAAGCAGCCGCGCUUUCAGAGCCGGGUGGAUCGCAGACACGAUCUCUACAAGGCCCACCAGGUGGCGCUCAACACCAUGGAGACCAAACCGGAUGAAGGUUUAGCCGUCUACGACAUCCUGAGGGAUCUGGAGUCGCAGUGUCUGAGUGAGAUCUCAGCCAUGCUCAGCGGAGAGAUACCAGGAGAUGAACUGGGGGACCUGUUCUUUGAUUGUGUGGACACAGAGAUUAAGUUCUACCAGUGAGAAGGUGGGAGGCAUCAAGAGCUCUUUUAAGUGUUGAAUCUUGUGCACGAAUGACUAAUUUGGUUUGGUAUUCACAAAGUUAAACAUUCAAGGUAAUAUUUUUGUUGCACGGUAAAGAAUAUUCAAAUCUCUGACAAUAAAUUUCCUUGCGUAGGUUUACUAAUUAUUAGUAAUUAUUUUCCAAAGGAAGGAGGAGCUAAUCUGGGCAUGGCUGUUGUCUUUUAUGCUUUAGCAGCUUACCUGCUUUAACACAUAAACAAAAGCCGCUGGUUAGAUCAGGUAAGAAUGGCUUGGGAUCUCUGACGACAUCUUUAGGGAUGGUUGGUUGGUGUGGUGUUCUUUUUGUGGCGGUUUGGUCUAUGUCUGAACAUGAUGGGUUCUCAGCCUGUGCCUAAGCUGAGCUAUGGUGGGAAUCCCUAAUAUUGCUCACAAGAGAAAAUGGUACCGUGCUCUCCCUCCCUUGGUCAUUCUGGGAUCCUGUAGGGUGGUGAGGGGGUUGCUGGUGGCUUGUGCAGGAGCCUGGCUGCCAGUGGAGUGGGGAUCCAGUCUUGUUCACUGUGGGACAUGGAAGUGAUGCUGAGGCAGGGGUUCAGUACAUUCCUUGUCUAUCUGUGCCUCUUUGGUCUGUGGGAUGAUUCUCCUGUGUGUCACUGACAACCUGCCUUUGUGAUGGCUGUAUGACUGCUCUUAGUUGGUGUCUUUUUGCAAUUUGCCCUUUUCUGGUCUUUACCUCUGAGUGUUGCAAGCUUUCCACCCUUUGCACCAUUCUAGCAACUUUUCACCUUUGGGAGAUUUUCAUACACACAACUGCUCAACACAGACACGCAGCUACACACCUACUCGUACACAAAUAAUCCAAAUGAUUGAAGGUCAUACAAUCACAGGCUCUUGUUCCAUCAAAGUGGCUUGUCUACUUUGAUGCAAUUGAAUUAAAUCAAUCUUGCAAUUAGAAUACAAUAUUGAGAUAUACGUUUUGCAGCAUAAAAUUACCUUGGUGCAUUUAGGCAACAAUCCCCACACCAGACUGUAGAGAUGUUUCCACUAGUGUGACUUGUGAAUUUUAUUUGUGUAUCAAAAUUAUUUUCAUUCUUUGUUCUUCGUAGAAUGUCACCUUUGACUUUUUGUUUCUCAUAGCCAUAUUCUCUUCUCCCCCUUAUUAACACAAUCUAAAAUGGGAUCCAAAUGGACAUGUAUGUGUGUAAUAAACUCUGCCAUAACCAUUUGUAUAUCAAUAUCAGCAAAUGCCAGAUUGUUAGCAAGUUUUCUUCAGUGCAGAACUUUUGUCAACUUUCUACUUCUGACCACUAGGGUGUGUUCAUGGUUUUGUCCUUUGUUACAGCUCCCUCAAGUGGACACCCUCCAGCACUCAUGGCGUGGCAGGAUAUGGCCCUGGGACUAUUAAAAAGAAAAAUCUC